This is a messenger RNA of Haemorhous mexicanus (house finch), 2847 nucleotides long. It is a transcript of the gene DRC1, whose product is annotated as dynein regulatory complex subunit 1. The transcript is spliced from 17 exons. The coding region runs from base 1 to 2700 and encodes 899 amino acids. The record is from RefSeq and is a predicted model, not a curated record. Gene Ontology annotation, cellular component: axonemal dynein complex; axoneme. Gene Ontology annotation, biological process: axonemal dynein complex assembly; regulation of cilium movement; cilium-dependent cell motility. NCBI's taxonomy places the organism in Eukaryota, Metazoa, Chordata, Aves, Passeriformes, Fringillidae.
AUGGCAACAGGCAGUUCCCACAUCCCGGAGGAGGAGGCGGGAGAGGACCCGGGAAUGCUGAGCCUGGAGAGUUCUGGGCACUGCCUUUCACGGAAUUCCCGGAAAAUCCCGGAGCUCGGGCCAACAAAGGACGCUCAGAGGUGUGCGCAUGCGCAGUGGGCGCCGCGCAGCGACCGUUGCCGGGGUAACGCGAGGAGCGCAUGCGCCGUAACGGGCGCGCACCUGCGCCCAGGUGUGCGCAUGGAGCCGGGGGAGGACGGGGCGGGCCCAGGCCCGGGCCUGGAGCUCGCGGAGCUGGAGCCCGAGCCUGAACUCGAUCCGGAACUCCAUCCCAAACCGGAUCCCGGUGCUGAUCCGGAUCCCGGUACCGAUCCCGGUGCUGAUCCGGAUCUCGGCACCGACCCCGGUGCUGAUCCGGAUCCCGGUACCGAUCUCGGUGCUGAUCCCGAUCUCGGUGCUGUUCCCGAUCCCGGUCCCGGUACCGGUGCUGUUCCCGAUCCCGAUUCCUCUCCUGGUCCCGGUCCCGAUGCCGCUGCCGGUGCCGAUCCCGGUACCGAUCCCGGUGCCGGUGCCGGGUCCGGCGCGGACUGGGAGCGCCAGCAGCGAAUCGCCGCCCGCCGGAACCGCGUCGAUGUCCGGCGCCGGGAAGCGCUCGGAGAGAGGGUGGAGCAGGAGCAGGAGCAGGAGGAGGAGGAAGAGGAGAGGAAGAGCCUGAGGCUGGUCAAGGAGACCGAGAGGGUCCUGGCCAAGCUGCUCUUCCACGGGACGCAGCUGCUGACGAACGUCCAGGUGGAAUCCGACCUCCGGGAAUCGCGGCGGCGGGAGAAGGAGGGGCAGGAGAAGCGGAGGAGGCUGGAAAGGCUGGAGGCGGAAGCCAUGCACGGCACGGAAAAGCUGGAGGAGAUCAACUCCAAGUGGGGCCUGGUGGGGGAUGUGAAGAUCCCGCAGGAAUUGUGGGAGCUGCUGGAGCAGCAGCGGGAGGAGUGUGAGCAGCUCCUGGCGGGGAAGAACCAGCUCAUCCGAGAGCUCCAGGAGGAGCUGAGGGCCAGGGAUGAGCAGUACGAGCAGGCCCUGAAGGAGCAGGCGGACGCGAUCCAGGUGCUCCUGGAAAGGAUGGAAGAGCAAACCCGGAAUAUGCUCAAAGCCUACCGGCACCACCUCCGGCAGAUCGAGAAAACGUUCGAGGAGGAGCGGCGGGAGAUGCUGGUGAGCAACCGGAGGAAGUGGAACGAGGCCAUGCAGGCCCACAACGAGCAGGAGCUGGAAUUCCUGCGGAAGCAGAUGGACAAGGCGCUGGAUUUCGAGCAGCAGCUGAACGAGCUGCAGGAUUCGAGCCUGGAGAUGUACAACAGCAUGAAAUCCCAGCUGGAACAGGAUGUGCAGCACCUGGAGAGGAAGGUCCGUCAGAUGAAGGGCAUUUACCACCUGAACCAGGUGAAGCUGGAAUACAACCUGGACGUGCUCCGGCAGCUGGACGUGGAGAAUUCCACGCUCCGAUCCCUGCAGAAACGGAAAAUCAGCCGAUUCCGGACCACCCUGGAGGUGCUGAAGGACAAAAUGGCCAAGCAGGAGGCGAGAUUCCAAGAGGAAAAGCAGAGCCUGGAAUUGGAGCUGGAGAAGGUGGCGGGGCAGUUCCAGGAGACGCGGGAGCGGAUGAGGCAGCUGAUGCGCAGCAAUGCCGAGAGAUUCCGGCAGGUUUGGAUCGUCAACGAGGAGGAGGCCAAAGCCUUGAUCCGCGAGGUGCUGGACGCCGACCGGAUCAUCCACCUCCAGCAGCUGGGAAUGCCGUGGGAAGAGCCUCGCUUGUGGUUCAUGGACAACGUGGGACCGCUGGGAGGCCACCAGGAGAAGAGGGACGCCAUGGAGUUGGCCACGAAGCUUCUGGAAGGGAUCAAGCCUGGAAAAGCGGAGCAGGAAGGGAGGAGGAGUAAGAGGACAGGAGCCCGGAGCGCGGAGGGAGGGAAGGAAAACCAGGAAAGGAUCGAGGGAAGAAUCACAUCCCGGCCGGGCAUUCCCAGGAAAACCCUCCGGAGAAUCCUGGAGGUUGUGAGCGACGAGUCGGCAUUCCUGCUGGAAAACAAACUCCUUAAGCCGCUGCGGGAGGUGGUGGGACCCAGGAACGACAUCCGGCAGCUCCGAUCCAUCUUCGAGGCCCUCCGGAUCGAGGACGAGGACGAGCUGCGCGAGCUCAUGGAUUUUUUCCUGGAUUACGAAUCCCACAACGCGCCCAAGAUCCCGGUAGGAUCCCCGGGGGAGAUCCCGCUUUUCUGCCUCCAGGUGAGCCAGGUAGAGGAUCCCACGGCUGAGGACCAAGGGAAGAGCGGAUCCCAUUCCCAGAGGGAUCAGAGCCAACCCCUCGGGAGCGCCCCUCGCAUCCCGGCCAUCCAAGCUGAUCACGUCCUGACAAUCCUGAGGGAAUUCCUCCAGGAAUUUGUCAAGCUGAGGGACGAAGGACCCCCCAAGGAAAUCCAGGACGUGCGGGACAAUUCCAAGGACGGGGAAUACUGGGAAGCCCUGACCCGCAUCAUUCCCCAGCGGAAACUCAAACUCUGGGAUGCGCUCGGAGCCGCACUCGUGGAAUAUCAUAAGGUGCUGACCAGGAGAUCCGAGCUCUUUUCCGAGGCCACCGCCCUGCAGCAGCAGAACUCGGAGCUGGGAAUGCUGCUGGAGGAAUAUUUGGCAUCCAUGCAAGGCCGGUGAGCUCAGCCCGGCGUUCCCGGGGAAUAUUCCGGACACGGAUCCCGCCGGGAUGGAGCGAAACCCGGGAAUCGCCGGUGCCGGGUGUGGGAUUCCCUGGGUGUGAGCCAGGAAUUCCUGGCAGGGGUUAAUAAAUGAUUCCCAAACCUG